Molecule: messenger RNA, 1227 nt
Organism: Auanema sp. JU1783
Lineage: Eukaryota; Metazoa; Nematoda; Chromadorea; Rhabditida; Rhabditidae
Source: the annotation of a GenBank genome assembly
AUGACGACACAAGUCCGUUUCUCCAUGGAUUCUAUAUUAUCCGCGACAAAAGAUCCUCAGUCACGUAAAAGACAUUUAUCUUUACAAUUGGAUGAUGAUGAAGAAGUUGUUCAUAAACGUGUUGCUCGAGGAGAUUUUGGAUCCGAUUCCUUUUCUGCUAGCUCACGAGAAGUAAGCUAUUCUCGUGAGCCUUCAACGUCUUCAACUGAAGAUGUUAAGCCAGAUCAUGAAGAGGAUGAAGAAGAUGAUCUCGACGAUGACUUAGAUGAAGAAGAAGAAAUUCCUACAGCUGAUUUUGUAAAUUCUGAAGACUUCAAAGAAGAUUUGAAUGGCGAAGAGUCUUCUGUUACGGAUGAAAGACAUGAUCCAUCUGGAGGACUGUCAGAUGAUGAGUCGUCCAGUCCAUGUACAGUAACGUCGCCAGCUAAUAGUGCUUCUGGAGCUGAUCCAACAGGUCAAAUGACAUCAAAUUCUGAUAGAAAAUCCGGUGGAAUGUCAUCUCAUCGUUCCAAAUCAGAUGGUUCCAAGCCACCAUAUAGUUAUAUAGCUUUAAUAGCUAUGGCUAUACUCAAUUCUCCAGAGAAGAAGCUGACUUUAAGUCAAAUAUGUGAUUUUAUCAUCAAUCGCUUUCCUUAUUAUCGAGAUAAGUUUCCAGCAUGGCAGAACUCCAUACGUCAUAAUCUGAGUCUGAACGAUUGUUUCAUGAAGAUUCCACGUGAACCUGGAAAUCCAGGUAAAGGUAACUAUUGGGGACUGGAUCCCAAAUCAGAAGGAAUGUUUGAUAACGGAUCAUUCCUUCGACGACGAAAACGUUUCAAGCGACAACCUGAGAAUGGUGAUUUACAAGGAUUACAGUUUGGCAACUUCUUGCCAGGAAUGCCAGCCGCUAUGGUUGCAGCUGCAGCUUCGGCGCCACGUGUGCCCAUCAUGCGGCCAAUUUUGCCUGUUGUACCAUCAAGCAUAAGCACAAACUUGUCACCACCAUUACAACCAAUUAAUCCAGCAUCAGCAAAUGGACCAACUGCAGCUGCUGCUAUGGCCAUCGGAGGUCUUGGUCCUCGACAUCUCCCCUUCUUUUUCCCCAUGGUUAACCCCAUGGAUCCGCAAGAAUUCCUAGCUGCUAUGGCACGAAUGCAGCAACAUCCAUCAGCUCCAACAGCAUCCCUAUCAUCAUCAGACCUGAAUGAAGCUUCCUCAGUAAGCUUGUCUGAUUCAAAAGCUGCUUAA